Anopheles maculipalpis is the source of this 2546-nucleotide messenger RNA. RefSeq lists its product as uncharacterized. Gene Ontology annotation, biological process: proteolysis. The record is from RefSeq and is a predicted model, not a curated record. The transcript is spliced from 6 exons. Gene Ontology annotation, molecular function: serine-type endopeptidase activity. The coding region runs from base 1 to 2538 and encodes 845 amino acids. NCBI's taxonomy places the organism in Eukaryota, Metazoa, Arthropoda, Insecta, Diptera, Culicidae.
AUGGUCAUUGGAAAUGAGAGGUUUAGGGCGGUGCUACCGGUGUUAUUGAUGUUUUGUGCAGUGAAUCUAACCGCAACUGCUCCUCAAGCAGACGGGACAAUACAGCGUGAAGGGAUCGAUUUGCAAAAGUGUGGCAUUAACAAUCCGUCACUGCCAAAGGUUAUAAGCCGCGUCACUGACGGUGAGAUCGCAAUCGAAGGUUACUGGCCAUGGCAUGGGGGACUGUUUCAUCUGAACGAUUACCAGUGUGGCUGCACGUUGAUCAAUGAAUUGUUUGUGCUUACGGCUAGCCAUUGUGUAUACAACAGUGACACAGGUUAUAGAAUCGGUGAGAAACUCGUGCGCGUGAAGUUGGGUAUGCACCGAUUGUCGGCCAACGACAGCAGCUCGUUACAAUCUUUCGCUGUGCAGAAGAUAAUACCACACUCAAAAUUCGUCCCGAACAGUCACAAACAUGACGUGGCACUGUUGCGGCUGAAUGGCACCGUACAGUUUACGAAUUACGUUCAACCGGUUUGCCUGGAUCUGACCGAAACGAUAUGGGUGGAAUAUUUGGCGGAUGUAGUCGGUACGGUUGUAGGGUGGGGUAUUACGGAGAAGAAUCGCAUCUCCGACCAGCUGCUUCAGGCGGAGAUCCCGAUAGUGCGCUACACAGACUGCGUCGAAAGUAACCCUGAACUCUACGGACGCCUGAUCUACAGUGGGAUGUACUGUGCUGGAAUUUUAAACGGCACCAGCCCAUGCAACGGUGACAGUGGUGGCGGGAUGUACAUUAAACGUGACAAGCGAUGGUUUCUGCGGGGAGUAGUUUCGUUUUCGGCCAUCCGAGAGGGCACAAACUACUGUGACUCGUUUAGCUACGUCGUGUUUAUGAACGUACCGUACUACGCCAAAUGGAUCGAGACGGAGGUGGACGUAGCGAGGGACGAGUUGUUGAAAGCUUCCACGGCGAGCACGUCUGUUUCGACCCGAUGGGAUUCUGAUCGGAAUGAAGACUACGAGGAGGACAAUAUCUAUUCGCUACGAAUGGAGAUGGAAAGCGACAGUCCAUUGUUCGUGCCUCGGAUGGAUCAAGAGCGUGCGAGGAUACGAAAGCGCACCGUACGCUGUGGACAAAGUGUGACACUUUCGUGUAAAAGAUCUGCCGGUCUUGCCCAGAAGACGAUACAAUGGUUUAAGGUGGAAAACGGCACACGGACGUUUUUGAUUGAGAAUGAAACGCUCGUCUACCGUGACGUGCGCUAUCAUCACGCAGGAGAAUAUUGGUGUCAGGUGACCAGCGACAUGGGCACUUUGUACGAAACUAGCCUGCAGCUCACCGUGACUGGGGUUCCGAUGAGAUUCCAGCAGGGCGAGAACAUAUCGUACGCCGUGCAUGACACGCCCCUGACCGGCCAAUCAUCCACCCAGUUCAGCUUCGAGCUGACCUUCAGAACGAGCGAAUCGGAUGCGCUACUGUUCCACAAGCCACCGAUAGCCGGUGUCGAGAGCUGGACCUUCACGUUGCUGCUGGAACGGAACCGCCUUACGCUCCGAAUCGUCCCUCCGGGUCAGUUGGAGAAGGUUUUCCGGAGCGUCAGGCUGCAGCUGCAGCCCACCCGCUGGCAUACGGUGCUAGUGAGCAGCUACGACGGUCAGGGACUGAUGGCACUGGAUGGCCAAUAUCUGUUGGGAUUUGAGGGUUAUCUAGUGCAGCAGCGGACCGAUCGAUUCUACAUUGCAAACGCUCCCGGGCUAAGAGCGAUUGGUUUCAGUGGGUGUGUGAGUCGAUUGAUGAUAAACGAUAAGGUGGUGCAUCUGGAGCGGGACUUUUCCCAUCGGGUCAAUGUGGAACAGUGCGAAUUUUGCUAUUCGGAAGAGUGCAAUAUGGGCCUAUGUCCUGUGGGACAACAGCACUCGUGCAUAAAUUACGUCUGCAGCCAGGGCCGAUGUGACGGUACGGAUGUUUUGUUGCCGGAGGGUGACUGUUCUGAUUUUGGGCCAGAAUCGUCCACACAUGGUGUUCGGUUCCAGAACAAUAGUUACGUCUCAUAUAGGAGCUUUCUACGGGUGGUGUUGACAGUUGAUUUGCAGUUUCAGCUGCAUGGUCUGACCGAUGGAAUCGUACUUCACACCGCCGAACAUAAGCGAGGUUUCGGCAAGUUUAUUACGAUACUGGUGAAAGCGGGACGCAUUGAGAUGAGAUUUACGACCGAUGCACAUCUGCAUACGAUUUAUCUCGAGUCGACCGUCAAGCUGAUGACAGGCAGAUGGUAUCGAUUGCAGGCCGGAUACCGUGACGGUUACGUCUAUUUGCAAGUGGACAAGGAACAGGAGGUAGCCCGAAGCAUACUUGGGAUGGUGUUUCCCACCGAUCGGCAACUGGUUGUGUUUGUCGGUGGAGUACGAUGGGAGGGUUUCAUCAACCGCCAUAGAGAUGUGAAGCAAGGGUUGGAUGGGUGCAUUAAGGAGCUCAAACUUUCUGGACUUCCGGUGGAUCUGGUGGACGAUAUGGUGGAAUCCGCAAAUAUACGCAGCUGCCAGGACGAACGACGCUAAAUGGUUGC